Aspergillus homomorphus CBS 101889 is the source of this 2385-nucleotide messenger RNA. Its product is annotated as IQ calmodulin-binding motif protein. Lineage: Eukaryota; Fungi; Ascomycota; Eurotiomycetes; Eurotiales; Aspergillaceae. The transcript has 5 exons. Bases 234 to 2246 code for a protein of 670 amino acids. The record is from RefSeq and is a predicted model, not a curated record. Gene Ontology annotation, molecular function: catalytic activity.
CCCAUCUACCAUGCAGAAAAGAACGGAUGAAUCACACGGCUAUUUGCCAAACAUAGCGGCUGCAUUACCUGGCUAAAUUACAUCCCAGGAGGCACUUUAAUCGGUCUUGGUCUACCAUUCAAAACUGAACUAUAGUAGCUGAGGCGCCGCAUACUAGUAGGCAUCACAAUUCUUCUCAGACUUCCGACUCCCACUACGUCACAAAUUCCCGGUUCUUCGGAGAUUAAAAAAUAAUGGCGGCGCUUUUGCGACCGGACGAGGGGUUUUCAUCCACAUCCACAUCCACUUUACCACUCUAUAUUAAACUAUCCGGGGCCCUUUUCUCCAUAUGUUUGAGUUCCGCCGUUUUCUGGUUUGUCCGUCAACCGUCAAGUCCCAAUCAAUUUCGUACCACCAUGCUACCGGACAGUGUCUACCGGCUCUGUCGUGAAGAGGAGACUGUCACCUCCGAGCUGCUGCGCGAUCCAUCCCAGUCCCCCCCAAAGGUCUUUCGCCGCCUUUAUCACGACCACAAAUCCAAACAGCAUUCUGACUCGAAGGAGUCGGUGACAGAUGCAGAUGAAUUGCAGAGGGUGGCUGAGUGCGGGAACUGGGGAAAUUCCCGGCCCAGCGAGUUGUUCCUCAAGAUCUACCAUGAUGCUCUCUGUGCGCUCGACAAGAACCCGAUGGCGGGCGUCGUCUCCCCGCCGUUGAUGGGAAGCCAUGGAGUGGUCCCCUUGACCAUCAUCGCUCCCUUGCCGGAUCUGUGUCGACACAUGGCGAAUUGCAUCGUCCGCGCCGAGAAGGAGGUCUUCCUGGCAACCAACUUCUGGAUCCACUCCGACGCAUCCACACUGAUCACCAAUGCGUUUCGCGAGCUCUCCAAGAGGGCCGGGGAGCGCGGGGAGAAGGUGAUAGUGAAGAUGGUGUACGAUCGCGGUGACCCGCAGCAGCUGUUCGAGAAUCAUCUGCCGGUGCCGGAGAAGAAGUACAGCGGAGGGAAAGUGAAACUUCCCUCGUCUGAGGAGAUCCCCAAUAUCGACCUGCAGGUCAUCAAUUACCACCGACCAGUCUUUGGCACCUUCCAUGCCAAAUUUAUGGUCGUGGAUCGUCGCCUGGCGCUGCUACAGAGCAGUAACGUGCAGGACAACGACAACCUGGAAAUGAUGAUCCACGUCGAGGGGCCCAUCGUCGACGGUCUGUACGAUACGGCAUUGAUCUCGUGGGGCCGCCCCCUCGAGCCUACUCUCCCCAUGCUCGCCUCGCCGGCCACGGGUGCUGCGAUCCCCUGCCAGUCGACCGUGGAGCUGGACCAUGCAGCACCGGCGCCCGGCCCCCUUCCUGAGCUCACCACACAAGAGUCCCAUUAUGAUACGAAUCUGAAGCAUGAGGCGGAGCGUAUGAACGGGCUACUCGAGCCCCGAGAGGGAGAAAACAAAACCGCAGCUGUAACCCGUCGUCUCAACACCACCAUCCAGCCCAGCACAACAGGCGACGCUUCAGAACGGGACCAAGAACUCCAGAUGCAGCCUUAUAUCGUUCUUCCGCCCCAUGAUCCUUUCCCGAUGGCCGUAGUUAACCGUGAACCUUGGGGAGCACCGAACCACACGAGCGUUCAUACUCCCCAGAACAGCAGCUUCCUUGCCGCCAUCAGCAACGCUCAGGAAUCAAUCUUCAUCCAAACCCCAAAUAUGAACGCCGAGCCCAUCGUGCAGGCCCUGCUGGAGGCCAUCAAAACCCGCGGCGUAACAGUCACGGCAUACUUAUGCCUGGGCUACAACGACGCCGGCGAGCUCCUCCCUUUCCAGAAUGGUACGAACGAGAUGAUCGCGCAUCGGAUGUACAAAGCGCUGGAGACGGAUGAACUCCGCUCCCGCCUCCGAAUCUACAACUACGUCGCGAAGGACCAGACGAAACCCAUCCACAACAAAUUCAAGCGCCGCAGCUGCCACAUCAAGCUCAUGAUCAUCGACGAGAAGGUGGCUAUUCAAGGUAACGGCAACCUCGACACCCAAUCCUUCUACCACAGCCAAGAAGUCAACCUCCUCCUCGAAUCUCCGAUCGUCUGCCGGGCAUGGCGGGAGGCUAUCGACCGCAACCAGAACACGGCUCUCUACGGUGCUGUCAGCCCCGCAGACGGCUGCUGGCAUGAUCCCACCACCAACCAGAUCCCGGAGGGGUCCAUCGGCACCGAUCCUGGUCGGUUCAGUUGGGCGAAGGGUGUGGUUGGCGCCGUGCAGCGAGUGCGCGGUGCCGGAGGGUUUUAGAUCCCGUUUGAGUGGUGGUAGCUUACGUUACGAUCCUUUUUUCUUGUUAUAUAUAUUGAACUUCUAAUCUUGGGAGUUCAGCUGUGUUGUAUAUAUCUGAUUUUUGAGAUGUUGGUAGUAUAAUUGACGUGGACAGUAG